Messenger RNA from Triticum dicoccoides, 1998 nucleotides. Its product is annotated as zinc finger CCCH domain-containing protein 8-like. The transcript has 13 exons. The record is from RefSeq and is a predicted model, not a curated record. Lineage: Eukaryota; Viridiplantae; Streptophyta; Magnoliopsida; Poales; Poaceae. The coding region runs from base 94 to 1641 and encodes 515 amino acids. Gene Ontology annotation, molecular function: metal ion binding; mRNA binding.
UUUCGUUCUUUGGGUGAAUUGUACCCAACAGCCUCCCACCCCAGUCCCCACCCCGAGCCCGUGAAACCCUAGCGCAUUCGUACGCCGGCGGCGAUGUCGGGCUACCCUUUUUACCCGUACGGCCGCGGUGGCGUAGGCGACGAUGCGUCGGCGAUGUCGGACUACCCUUUUCACCCAUACGGCCGUGGUGGGGUAGGCGACAAUGCGGCGGCGAGGUACUCUUCCUACGAGAUCGACCUCAUCGCGGCGCGCUACGCUGGCGACCCGUCAUCCUACCCCUACCCCUCCGCCUCCGGCGGAUUCGACCCGCAUGUCGGCGCGAGGCGACCCGCAGAUGGUGAGAGCAGCCCAUUCCCUGUUCUGCUAAGUGUUCUCUAUCAUCAAUCUAUUAUGGGAAGCCAUAGUACUAUUGGGCAGAGUGAUGCAUUUUAUUCUCCGAACACUAUGGUCAAACGCCCUAGGCUUGAAAGCAGCCUUCCUAUUUAUCCACAGCGACCUGGGGAAAAGGAGUGUGCUUUCUAUAUGAGGACCAGAACAUGUAAGUACGAAGAAACCUGCAAAUUUGACCAUCCACAAUGGGUUCCAGAGGGCGGGAUUCCAAAUUGGAAAGAGGGUACAAAGGCUGGGGAAUCCUAUCCCGAACGUCCAGGGGAACCAAAUUGUCCUUUUUUUGUAAAGACUGGUGAGUGUAAGUUUGGGUCUAAAUGCAAGUUCAACCAUCCAAAGAAAAAGGAUGACGGAACAGUGGCUGGACCAGGCGAUAAAGAGUCUCUAUUUUCUGCUAAUUCUACCUUACCGGUGAAGCCUUCUGAGCCUUGUCCGCAGGAGUCUCUAAUUUCUGGUAAUUCUACCUUACCGGUGAAGCCUUCUAAACCUUGUCCGCACUAUGCAAAAGGCAAAUGCAAAUUAGGAACAAAUUGUAAGUUCAUUCAUGCAAAGGAUAUGGAGCCACCUUCAAGUGGUGGAAAUGAAUCUGAAAAUACAGCAACUGCUGAAGCAGCAGGGCACCAUGGUGCAGUGCAUGAUUCAGUUUCAGCAAAGAAGUUAGCACCAGUUGCUCUGGAGCAUAACUCAAAGGGCAUGCCUAUAAGACCAGGUGAAGUUGAUUGCUCAUUUUAUAUUAAGACGGGCAGCUGCAUGUAUGGUAGAACAUGUCGGUUCAACCAUCCUGAACGACAUAUUCAAGCAUCUGUUGUCCCUGGCGAGAUGCUAAAUCCAGCUGUGAAAUUCCUGCCGAGCUUUGAUUUUCGCGUGACACAUGUGCCGAUUGAACCUGAGCCAAUCACCUACCCUCAGAGGCCUGGAGAAACUGUUUGUGAUUUCUAUAAGAAGACAGGAUUUUGUAAAUUUUCUGAAAAAUGCAAGUUUCACCAUCCAGUUGAUCGGUCUGCACCUGAUUCCAUUGCAAAGUGGGAGCCGUCUCAGCAACCUGUGACGCUUACUGUUGCUGGCUUUCCAAGGAGAGAGGAUGCUGAGGCUUGUGCCUAUUACAUGAAGACCGGCGCAUGCAAGUUUGGCGUCCAGUGCAAGUUUGACCACCCGCCCCUUGGGGAGGCCAUUGCCAAGGUUUCGAAGCAUGGAGAAGGAAAGGAAGGUGGAAAGAAGAAGGUGGUAGGACUGAGUUAUGUCCUGGAAAAUUAGACCCGCUCAAGUUCCCCGUCCCCAUUUCCAUUCCGAGCAUGUUUCCGUCAUCAGACCUGUGGUAUAGUAUAGUGGCAGCAGCACUGCAGGAGAUAAAGCAGAGCACGCUCUGCCUGUGCGCGGUUGGUUAACGUUGUUACUCGUCAUGGCUUUACUUACUAGCUGACCUCUGAAUCUGGUGUACCGUUGGUUCCUCGCUUGCGCGGGAUAGUAGCAAUGGAUGUCUGGCUGGUGCAGUCGCCAUGCCGUGGUAGUAAGGGUCCGUGAUGGCUGGCAUCUCUCUCGUGCAUUGCAUGCAUGGCGUCGCCCCUGCCUACACAUAUGUGUUUGCAUUAAUGGCUACCUUUUCCACGUGCC